Molecule: messenger RNA, 3387 nt
Organism: Biomphalaria glabrata
Lineage: Eukaryota; Metazoa; Mollusca; Gastropoda; Planorbidae
Exons: 7
Coding region: 1916-3094 (392 amino acids)
Source: RefSeq, a predicted model, not a curated record
GAGAGGAUUUCGGCACAGAUUGUAUUUGCCACUAAAUUAAUAGAGACUUAUACCACUUGGUGUAAGCAUCGAGCCUAUAGAUUAAAGUCAUCUCGCUCACACUUCUUCGUCGUAGAUAUUUAUCAGUUUCAUUAUUUGUUUGCGCUAAUACAAAUAUAUAAUAAAAAUAAAUUCUUAAAAUCUUUGCUAGAUUUUGUUGAAAUGUUCAUAUAAGAAACGAAUCAAUCAAUCAAUUAUUCUGUCAUGGAAAGUUUUCUUAUUGUGAUAUUAAAACGCAGGAUCUGCUGUUUAAUUCAGUCAACAAUAAACUGAAUUUGUAACAUUUUGGAGGGUAUAUAUUCAACACUGAGCUACACCCUCCCUACCGCUUCUACAGCUCAGAAUUGCUCUUCAACACUUGUUGGUGUACAAAAGGUAACUAAUCGAUUGCAGAUAUGUCUAGCCCAAGCAUGGUAAGUGAACCGUAAUAAGAUUAUACACAACAACUAAUUUCGGGAUCUCCGGGCGCCAUCCAGCUCUAAUGGGCACCUGACAUUAGUCAGGGAAAAGUAUUGAUGGUUGGUCGUUGUGCUGGCUACUCGACACCCACGUUAACCGUGGACCACAGAAACAGAUGACCUUUACUUCAUCUGCCCUAUAGAUCGCAAGGCCUAAAAGGGGAACCUUACUUACACACUAGACCCAGCAAAGCAAGACGAUAUGUAUUUCUACAAUAUUUUAAACGCCAUAUUCUUUAAGCUUUCCUAACAUUUUAUAUUCACAUUGUUCGAAAAUUUAAGGUAAAUUUAAAUGAAUAACUAAGUGAGCAUUUGAUAGUAAAUCAAAUAUUUUUACAUCGGUUAUACUUUAUUUUAUCAUGUUUUGUCACUUUCAGAAAUUUACUUUAAAGAUUGCUGGAUGUGUGGCCGAGCGACUUUAACCGUUUAGCUACCCAUCAAUGGGGCUUGGCUACCUAGCAGUGGGGCAUGGCUACCUUUCUGGUUUAAAAAACCAUCCUACUUGUCAAGUAUUGUUUAAGAGAUAUCUAAAGGAAAGUGCUUAAGGUUAUGUUAUUAAUUUCAUUCAGUUGCUUUGAAGUAACGCUCUCAAGCCUAACACGGAAGUUAUUUUCUCACUAGUUAAUAGAUCGCUUUACAUUUUGUUUCUACUCACAUGUGAUCAUGAAUUGUGUCUCGUUGGACUGUGAGUCGUUACAUUGUGUGUCGUUGGAUUGUGUGUCGUUGGAUUGUCUCGUUGGAUUGUGUCUUGUUGGAUUGUGUCUCGUUGGAUUGUGUCUCGUUGGAUUGUGUCUUGUCGUUUCUACUCACUCGUGAUCAUGCAUUGUUUCUCGUCGGAUUGCUUUGUAAAAAGUCUACCAGACUUUAAUAAAUCAUAAAUGUGUAAUAUUUCAUUUUAAAAAAUCUACCAAACAAAGAGCAUUUUUAUAUUUAUAUUUACAGAUCUCUGGCCUUGACACCACUGGGAAGAAAUAACACAGAUCUCACUGUGUCUUUAUUGGUACACACGUAUUGAUUCAAUCAAACACCUAUGAAAGGGAAACGUCAAAGCUGGGAAACAAAGUGUGUCACUGAAGCGUUGAGUCUUGUAACGUAUCUGUAAACAGAAGAGUAGAAAUAUGUCAUAGUUUGCAAUCAUUACGUUGUUCAUUUCCUGUCUACGCAUAAUAGACACAGUGGCCGAAUGGAACAUUAAUCUGGAACUGAAAGUCUACACAAGAAGGUGCGCAAAAUAUUCAUGAACGUCUUUACCAAAUACGAAAACAAAACAUUGGCUAUGAGUGCGGACAUUCAUGCUGAUCAAGUGUGCAGUCCUACAAUGAAAGCCUAAUUUAAUUUUAAGAGGAUGAUAUUUUGAAAUAUAAUAACGGGGAUACCAGAGAUUUCGCAGUGCAGCCAAUUAGAUUUGAGAAUCCAUUAUGACUGAAUACCUUUAUCUACUUUUUGUGACUGCGCUUUGUGCCAUGGUCCUGUGGUGCUUAUGGCCCACAUCUGAGAGUGCUGAAAGACCGACGCCCUGCGCCUCUUCCAAUUCAUUGCCUUCAGAACACAGUGUCUCAAGUCACCAGGUGCAGCCCUUAAAUAUCUGCAUACGAUCCUUUCCUAGCAGGGCUCGGUCCACUACUGACAACGUUAUCAGAAAUGCUAUUCCAUCGUCAGCUAUUCCUACCUACCGGGUCACUAACGUAGCCCACAACCCAGCGCCCGCAGAGACACCCAACGAGAAUGACCUUUUGGCAAGAGCAACACGCAGAAGACCACGUAAUUCCUCAAUGCUGGAUUCGGAGACUCCAAGAAGGUUCAUACCCAGAGACUUUGGAGCUUCCCCCACGUCGGUUACCAGAGCGGGUACAUCGAACACAGUGCUGGUCACUACUUCCGUUACACUGUCCAACGCUUCUCAUCCAGCAGCAUUAAGAGAGCCAGCAGCAAGUGGUAUCCAUGUCUGUGUCAAUGAUACAGAGCCGAUAUCAUCUUCUAGUCCAAUCGCUGUUCCUGUUUAUUAUGAAUGUAGACAUUUGUCGUCAGAUAAUGUUCUUCCUAAACCACCAGGAACUAUCUCGAUCGGUGCUGAAGCGGCGCCUUGCGAGCCUCAGGAGGUACCACCUUCACCUAGACUGAGAAGAGCGCGUAGAUCGAAGCUUGACGAGUACUACAGGCGUGACAGAUUGUUUCCUUUCAUUAACUUCUGUCCUAGCGAGCCCAAAGACAAAAAACUGGAUCUCCGGAUGCAAUACUUAGACGAAGCCAUGGCUAAUUUUUAUGAUUUUUACUAUCGAAUGAAAAAAAUGUACACUCAUGAAGGCUACAAAGAAGAAGACAGAUAUAUCUAUGUUGUGACUGGUUACGGGAUAUUCAGCGAGAACAUGAUACCGAAAAUAAAACCAGCAGUUCAGUCAUUCUUGGAUGAGAAGAAAGUCAGACACCGAUGGUUAAAUCGAGGAGGUCUGGUCAUGAUAGACUUUUGCGGUGAGGCUGAUGAGGAGACGGACUCCGAGGAUAAUCAGACAGACAGCGAAGAAGAAAGCAGCAACUAUGAAACAAAUGAGGAAAGUCCUAUGGAUGAAGAUGGUCAGCUGGAUAUAAUAGAGAGUUAGAUUCAUUGAUAGAUAUCGCAGACAGAGAAUCCGAGAUGAUUCCUCAAUAAAGAUAUGUAUUAUUAAGAUGUUUAUAGUUUUUGUUUGGCAAACCACCUUUGUAUAUACCUACUAUGAUAAUGUCUUUUUCAUAACUGUGUUCAGGAGACCUAGCAGUCAGAACAGUUCAUAGCGUGUGAUUAUGUUUCUCUCAUGCAAUACUAUCUUAUCUUAUCUUAUAUAAUACAGACGUUACUUCAAAAAAGAAGAUGAUUACGUCCUACGCGUCAUGCAUUCAUUCAAUACUAACUUAA